CUGCACUGUCGCCUUCGUCAGGCGGCUAAAUGCCUGUUUCCCCUUCCUCCCAUGUUUUACUUUACUGAAGGUUUUUCUUCAUGUCAGCCGUACACGUACUCACGCACACCGAGAGGAGCAAUGAAAAGACUGGCCCCAGCUUUUAAAAAGACUUGAAACCGCGUCGACAGCGGGUUUUGGACGGAGACACCUGCGUAGGGCUCGUGCACACAAUGGAGUUGUUUUGUUGCGCAAAACAGUCCGCUCUGUGAAGCAGCAACAGUGAGACGGCGAGGACGCGUCCACUGUGGAAAUACAAUCUGAUAACUCCAUUUGCUCCUUUCUUUUUGAAACACGAGCACCAGACGCGCACGGAGCUGGAGUAGCCCGCGGACCACGCAGCGUUAGUGCAUUUGUGAGUUUGUGUUGGUGUCGGUGUGUGUACGGUUGUUUGGAAAGAGACAGAGGCAGUUUGCAGUCGUCGCUAUUUCUCACGGAUAGUGUUGAACUUCACAUCCAGGAAGCUUUGGGUCAAUACGCAAGGGACAAUGGUAAAUCCAGGAGGCAGUGCUAGUAACCAGCCACCGCCAGUCGGAACAGGCCCUCUAUCUUGGAAGCGGUGUGCAGGAUGUGGGGCUAAAAUUGUGGACCGCUUCCUACUCUACACCAUGGACAGCUACUGGCACAGCCGUUGUCUAAAAUGCUCCUGCUGUCAGGCCCAGCUCGGCGAAAUUGGCACGUCAUGCUUCACCAAAAGCGGCAUGAUCCUGUGCAGAAAUGACUACAUCAGAUUAUUUGGAAACAGUGGAGCGUGCAGUGCAUGUGGUCAGUCAAUUCCAGCUAGCGAACUGGUGAUGAGGGCACAGGGCAAUGUGUACCAUCUCAAGUGUUUCACAUGUUCCACCUGCCGGAACCGGCUCGUACCAGGGGAUCGGUUCCACUACAUCAACGGUAGCCUGUUCUGUGAACAUGACCGACCAACAGCACUUAUCAACGGCCAUUUAGGUUCACUGCCGACAAACCCUCUGCUGUCCGAUCAGAAGGUGUGUUAAAGAGCUGUUCCAGGAAUUGGACUUGUGCCUUCAUUGUAAGCUCCGCACUCAUCUUCUUCCCAGAUUACCGUGGAUCAGCAAGCCCCAGCUGCUAAAAUCUUGGAUUCUCUUCAUGCCAAUAAACUUUUAUUUGUUUAUAAAAGCCCGGAGCUUAGUUUUGACCUUGUCCCCUUUUCUCACACAAAAACGGCUUUGUGUUCUUCAUGUACACGUUCGUCAAAAAAAAAGGACGCUACGGACUCCAUACAAUCUUGAAAUAAUAAAAAAACAACAAAACAAAAAAAUGGAGACCAGUUGGAAUGAACUCUGCCCGAAGAGAAUUAAAUCUUAUGCAAAGAAGGUGACGUGGCUUUACUGAGAGAACAACGAGAACGGAAAAAAAAAGACUGAUAACACACCUUAAGAGAUGCAGACUUUUCAACUCUGCGUAUUUCUUAAAAAAGACAAUUUUGGGGGCGGGGGUGGGGUGGAACAGAACCCUUUGAUUUCCUCUCUUUUUUUUUCUUUUAUACCCUCAUUGUGUUUCAACUUUAUAUAUUUUCAGUGUUGUUCACGAGGAAAGGGUUUUUGUGGAUGAUGUAAAAAAAAAAAAAAA
Messenger RNA from Cynoglossus semilaevis (tongue sole), 1626 nucleotides. RefSeq names its product LIM domain only 4b (gene lmo4b). NCBI's taxonomy places the organism in Eukaryota, Metazoa, Chordata, Actinopteri, Pleuronectiformes, Cynoglossidae. The transcript has 5 exons. The coding region runs from base 528 to 1031 and encodes 167 amino acids. The record is from RefSeq and is a predicted model, not a curated record.